Messenger RNA from Lampris incognitus (smalleye Pacific opah), 2277 nucleotides. It is a transcript of the gene ilkap, whose product is annotated as integrin-linked kinase-associated serine/threonine phosphatase. The transcript is spliced from 10 exons. Bases 938 to 2002 code for a protein of 354 amino acids. Gene Ontology annotation, biological process: protein dephosphorylation. The record is from RefSeq and is a predicted model, not a curated record. Gene Ontology annotation, molecular function: protein serine/threonine phosphatase activity; cation binding. Lineage: Eukaryota; Metazoa; Chordata; Actinopteri; Lampriformes; Lampridae.
UUGGUUCACAAAUUAGCUGUGUGUGGCAAUGAUGCUCACGAGCGUUUGUCAACCGCCGUAAAACGCACGAAGCUGACGUCGCGGCGGACUGUAGCAACGGCUCGGAGCGUUGCUAAUAGCUACUUAGCUUCACCGCUUAUCGACGUUUGGCCUCUGUGGAAGUCCCUCCGUUGAAUAAGCAGCGAUUUACCGUCACAUUUUGAGCUCUUUAGUCAAAAUUAGCCUGUAUAGCGACGAGUCGAGCUCCAUCAGAGCACGUAGGAACUUCACAGGUGCGGCUAGCCACCGCUGCUAGCUGUGAUAGAGAACACACUGAGAGAGGGUUAGCUCCUGGCUAACCUUCCUGCUACCACCAGCAGGAGAACACACUGAGAGAGGGUUAGCUACUGGCUAACCUGCUACCACCAGCAGGAGAACACACUGAGAGAGGGUUAGCUCCUGGCUAGCCUGCUACUACCACCAGCAGGAGAACACACUGAGAGAGGAUUAGCUCCUGGCUAGCCUGCUACCACCAGCAGGAGAACACACUGAGAGAGGGUUAGCUCCUGGCUAGCCUGCAACCCCCAGCAGGAGAACACACUGAGAGAGGGUUAGCUCCUGGCUAGCCUGCUACCACCAGCAGGAGAACACACUGAGAGAGGGUUAGCUCCUGGCUAGCCUGCUACCCCCAGCAGGAGAACACACUGAGAGAGGGUUAGCUCCUGGCUAGCCUGCUACCACCAGCAGGAGAACACACUGAGAGAGGGUUAGCUCCUGGCUAACCUGCUACCACCAGCAGGAGAAAACACAGAGAGGGUUAGCUCCUGGCUAGCCUGCUACUACCACCAGCAGGAGAACACACUGAGAGAGGGUUAGCUCCUGGCUAGCCUGCUACCACCAGCAGGAGAACACACUGAGAGAGGGUUAGCUCCUGGCUAACCUCCCUGCUACCAGCAGGAUGGAUCUCUUCGACGACCUCCCGGAGCCCACCCAAAGCGCUGGUGCAGCUGCAUCUACAGUGACAUGUCAACCCCGGUGUACAGAAGACAACGAAGAAGAGAGCCGGGGUUUGAAAAGAAGACACAGGGACAGGGAGGAGUCGAGGGAAGUGGGGGAGAUCAAGAAAGUUUGUAAAGAAGGUCUCCCGGUCUUAAAAGGCUAUGUUGCGGCGAGGCGUGGUGAGAGGGAGGAGAUGCAGGAUGCCCACGUCCUCCUUCCUGACAUGACGGGCUGUGUGUCUGCUCUGCCGACUCAAGUGUCUUGCGUGUCAUUCUUUGCAGUGUUUGAUGGCCACGGUGGAGCUCGCGCUUCUUGUUUUGCAGCAGAAAAUCUCCCUCACACACUGGGCAGGAACUUCCCCAGAGGAGACCCAGAAAACCUGGACAAACUGAUUAAGAAAAGUCUGCUGGACACUUUCCGCCACACAGACGAAGAGUUUCUCAAGAAAGCCUCCAGCCAGAAGCCAGCUUGGAAGGAUGGCUCCACAGCCACCUGUAUGCUGGUGGUGGAUGACGUGGUGUACAUAGCUAACCUGGGAGACAGCAGGGCGGUGUUGUGUCGGACGGAGCAGGAGGAGGGAUGUGCAGAGAGGAGGUCGGUGACUCUGGCUCUCAGUAAGGAGCACAACCCCACCAUCUAUGAGGAGCGCAUGAGAAUCCAGAGGGCAGGAGGCACAGUCAGGGACGGCAGGGUACUGGGAGUGCUGGAGGUGUCUCGGUCUAUUGGAGACGGUCAGUACAAACGCUGUGGAGUCAUCUCUACUCCUGACCUGAGGAGACGCCAGCUCACACCUAACGACAGGUUCAUAAUCUUGGCCUGUGAUGGGCUGUUCAAGGUGUUUUCUGCUGAUGAAGCUGUGAAAUAUGUUCUCAACGUGCUACAGGAUGAGGGUGUGGAGAAGAAAGAGGGGCUGACGGAAGAGGAGGGGCGGUACGAAGCUGCUUGCCAGCGAUUGGCCACUGAAGCAGUGAGGCGGGGCUGCGCCGACAACGUCACCGUGAUCCUGGUUUCUGUUGGCUUUUAAACACGCCAGACCCCAAACACACACAGACUCUUCCAAUACCACACAAAGCUGCAGUGUAGAAGUUCACCUGCAGAAAUCCCCGACAAAACCACCGUCAGGCACACAUCUCUGUGACCUCUGACCCCCGAGUCUUAAAAGAAAACAUAAACUCACUGAGUGUGCAGACUGACGUGGUGUUGGCCAGUGUUCACUCGAACACACAUGCGCACGUCCGUCUUGUUUGUGAGAGUUGAGGAGUUGAACCUGUUAAAAGGAGUCCAUGAAUAAAGUGAAGU